Molecule: messenger RNA, 3214 nt
Organism: Periophthalmus magnuspinnatus
Lineage: Eukaryota; Metazoa; Chordata; Actinopteri; Gobiiformes; Gobiidae
Gene: ofd1
Product: OFD1 centriole and centriolar satellite protein
Exons: 23
Coding region: 155-3172 (1005 amino acids)
Biological process (GO): epithelial cilium movement involved in determination of left/right asymmetry
Cellular component (GO): centrosome; ciliary basal body
Molecular function (GO): protein binding
Source: RefSeq, a predicted model, not a curated record
UUUGACGUUGACGGUUUUAAAUGAAGACACGCCUCUGCCAGAGAUCGUCACGGGGAUUGGACAAGGGAUCGAAUGAGGAUGGACGCCGUGGCAUGAUACGAAACUAACACAGUGCCUGUUCUCUUAUAACCGACUUCUUAAACAAGAAGCAAUUAUGUCUGCAUCCAGGGAAGAAGCGCUGUCUCCCGAUGAACUAAGAAAGAGACUUUAUCAAACAUUUAAAAGCAAAGGACUGCUUGAUACACUAAAAACACAACUGAGGAAUCAGCUGAUCCAGGAAUUAAAACACCCACCUUUGACAGAGAGCAAGUCACCAGCAUCUGUGAAGUGUGAUUCUGGUUGGGCCACAGUUUGUAACAGCUUAGUGGCUGAUUAUCUUCGAAACUCAGGAUAUGAGUACAGCCUGUCUGUAUUUAACCCAGAAUGUGGUCUGAGCAAAGACAAGAUGCUUACAAAAGAAGAUAUUCUUCAGUUUGUGAAAAUUGCUCCAGAGUCAUCUUUGUACAAAGCACUGUCGGCUCAAGUAAAUUGUGACAAAAGUCUCCUAAUGUCUCUCCUGGUACAGUUAAGCCAAUGUCCCAUCCAUGAACAAGGCAAUGAUGUGGUCACUCAAACAACCAACAUGUCAAGCUAUGGGGACUCACUAGUUGAAAAGAUGAAAAUGAUUGACAUGGAAUAUGACAAUCAUACUAGCAGAGGUAAUGCAUUUUUCACUCUACAGUCUAAGUUGGAGUCGUAUAAAAAAGAAAUUGAAGAGCGGCUACAGGAUGAAAUGAAAAUAAAGUUGCAACAUUUUAAAGAUGUUGAACUUGCUAAAGUGCAGAUGGCAGAAAAAGCCAAAUUUAACAAAGAAAUCGUUAAACUGAAACAUGAAUUGGAGGAGACAUAUGAAAUGAAAACAAAAGCUCUCAUGGAACGUGAGAAAAACGCCAUAGCCCGGUUACAAAAACAGCAAGAGAUUGAAGAAAAAAAUGUCUACAUGCAAAGACAAGAAGUACUUAAGGAAAUUGAAGCAGUUCGGAAUAGGGAGAGUGAGCUGAGGAUCAAAAUGGAGGCUUUUGAAAAAAAUUGUCGGAUUCAUGAGGAAAAGGUGAAGACAACAGUGGAGUUGCUGAGGCGAAGGGAAGUGGCUGUGAAGACCUUGGAGGACACACAUGACCAAAGACUUAGAAAUGAACUUUCUAGGUAUCAGCUUGAACUCAAGGAAGAAUUUGUCAAGAGAACAGAAAAAUUGACAGAAAAUGAGACCCGAAAUAAAAUGGAAACGGAGCGUCUUUUAAAGGAGUCAGCUAAACUGGACGCCAAAUUGGAAGAGCAUGUUAGACUAUGUUCAGAGAUUAAAGAGCUGAAGACUGAACUAGACAUGGCACAGCAACAGCAGACUAUACUGACUGAACAAAAAGAGUUGCUUAAAGAGAAGCUUGAAACCAUGAGUAACUACACAAGCCUUCAAUCAGAGAGAGCGGAGCUACAGAGCCAGCUGCGACUGCUGGGCAAACAGCUGGAGGAGGCGAUGGAGAUGAACAGCCAUCUGCGUGCAGAUAUGCAGAGAAUCCAGAGCGCUCGAAGACAGGCAGAGGAAGACGGGGACAAACAGAAACAGGUGCUGCAGGCUCAGCUCCAAAGUGAGGUGGAGCGCAGUGCUCAGCUCAGGGCACAGCUGAUGGAGUGUGAGGAGAAGGCCAAGUGGAUGAACAACCAUGUGGAUGACAUUAAGAUGCAGCUGCAGCAAACACAGCAAGCUCUUGAAAAUGAAGUGCUGCGUAACCCCAAGCCUUCUCUUGUUGACCGCUCCAUUCUGGAGAUCUGCUCUGAUCACCUGGUUCCUCCUGACAUAUAUGUGGACAGAACAGUAUUGAAGACCACGGCACAUUAUGAUUUGUCUAAAGCAGAUGGAUCUUUGCAAAAACACACCUGGGGUAACACAUUGGAAUCUGACAUGGAUCUAAUUGCUGAUGCUAAAGCCCGAAUGCUGGAGUUACAGAGAGAAGCUGAGACUAUUGAGGAAGCCUAUAGGAACUACCAGCAGAGGGCAGUGGUGUCCAACAUCUCAGACAUGCUCAUCCCAAGACCACUUUCCCCACAGUAUCCUGCUCCUCACCCAGACUCCCCACUGAGGAGACGGCCACACAGAUUGCUCUCUCCCAAAGCUACCAGGACCCCCCCUCUAACAUCAUAUGACACCAGAAAACCAUCUGAAAGUCAAACUAAAGUGACGUUUUUAAAAAAUCCUGCCAAGACCCCGCUUUCUGGGUUUUUAGCUGGUGAUGGUGCUCAUCAACUGACUGAGCCCUUAUAUGAAAGAGACGGACACUUUGGGGAUGUAAGUCCCAUUCCAGCCAAACGCACAUCUCUUCCUCAAGAAUCACCUACAAGAAAUAAGGAUCAAAAAGUAACACAAGUAGCAGGCCCACUGGCAGCCCUAACAGAGGAUGCGCAGCUCUCUAAUCAGAAAGCUGUUCCUUCUGAUGACUUUCUUUUUGAUCUCAGUCCACCUCACAGCCCUGUGCUCAGGAGCACAGCACGAGAUGCAGUCAGCCCACCAAAGCUGAAGCCUGCUUUCUCCAGCUCAGAGUCUUCUCCUCAGCCAGAAAAAAUCAGCCUGGAGGAUCUCACACAGCCACUGCCAGAGCAGAGCCACAUUCCAGAGCUUCUCCUGGACACUGGCGUCCCAGAAGGCCCCACUGUCCCGCGCCUACAGAGUCCACAGGAUCUCCAGCAAGACCCACCAGCCAAACAAAGCCAUGAGGUGGCAGAGCAGGAGGAUGACAAGGAGCAAAAAUGGAAAAGAGAAAGAAAGGAAAGGGAAGAACAAAGACUGAGAGAGCAAGAAGAGGCCAGAGAGAGGGAGCUGCAAGAACUGGAGCGACUGGAGAAAGAACAUCUCUUGCAAGAGGAAGACCAACCACCAUCAAAAGAGGAGGUGAUAAACACUGAAAACAGUGAGAGACAAGAGGAACAAGAAACAAAUGAUGAUGGGAAAGAGUCUAAAGCUGAAGAGAAUCCUCUGGAAAAGUACAUGAAGAUGGUGCUGGAAGCAAGAGAGACACAACAGGCAAGUCCUGAACAAGAAGCCAAUCCCCUAAACUUUGAAGAUAAAAGUCUGUCGGAAGCGAAAGAUGAAAGCAUUGCAGCAUAUUCUCACAAGGAUGAAGACGAUGAUUUCUGGUAGUAUUUUUUUUAUGGCUUGUUAUUUUAGAAAUUGUAAACACCU